AUGUCAAUUCAGGAAUUCAUCGAGUCUGCCUCGGACUCCAGGGUCCUCCAGGCCUUUUUGUUUGCUGCUCUUUUCACGGGUAUCUAUAAAAUCACCAACUUGACGUUGUCUCUUGGUGCUUUGUUAGCUGACAUUUUCGUGUUCCCAGCUACUGACUUUGGUAAGUACGGUGCCAAAAAGGGCAAAUGGGCUGUUAUUACUGGUGCUUCUGAUGGAAUUGGUAAGGAAUACUCUCUCCAGCUUGCUGCUAAGGGCCUCAAUGUUGUGUUGGUUUCUAGAACUGCCAGUAAGUUGCAGACUCUUGCUGAUGAGAUCACCAACAAGUACCGCGUUGAGGCUAAGUUCGUGGCCUUUGACGCUUCGACUGAUGCUCCAAAGAACUACGAGGCUCUCCGUGAAACUCUUUCCGGCUUGCCAGUCACUGUUUUGAUUAACAAUGUUGGUCAGUCCCACUCGAUCCCAGUGCCAUUCUUGGAAACUGAAGAGAAGGAAUUGGUCGAUAUCAUUACCUUGAACAAUACCGUCACUUUGAAGAUCACCCAAAUUGUUGCUCCAAUCAUCACCAACACUGUUGCUGACAAGUCCUCCAGGGGUCUUAUCCUUACCAUGGGUUCUUUCGGUGGUUUGUUGCCUACUCCUUACUUGGCUACCUACUCUGGCUCCAAGGCUUUCUUGCAACAGUGGUCUGCUGCUUUGGCUGGUGAAUUGAAGCCUCAGGGUGUCGAUGUUGAGCUUGUUGUGUCUUACUUGGUGACCUCUGCCAUGUCCAAGAUCAGAAGAGCUAGUGCAACCAUUCCAAAUCCAAAAGCCUUUGUCAAGUCUGCUUUGGGCAGUGUUGGUCGUCGUGGCGGUGCUCAGGAGAGAUUUGCUACUUCUACUCCAUUCUGGACCCACGCUUUGAUGCACUUUGGUAUUGAGAACACUGUUGGUGUCUACUCGAGUCUCGCCAACAAGUUGAACUUCGGAAUGCACAAGAGCAUUCGUACCAGAGCCUUGAAGAAGGCUGCCAGGAACAAGACUGAUUAA
This is a messenger RNA of Candidozyma haemuli, 1026 nucleotides long. RefSeq names its product ketoreductase. The record is from RefSeq and is a predicted model, not a curated record. Gene Ontology annotation, molecular function: ketoreductase activity. Gene Ontology annotation, cellular component: endoplasmic reticulum. NCBI's taxonomy places the organism in Eukaryota, Fungi, Ascomycota, Pichiomycetes, Serinales, Metschnikowiaceae. The transcript has a single exon. Bases 1 to 1026 code for a protein of 341 amino acids. Gene Ontology annotation, biological process: fatty acid elongation.